Dicentrarchus labrax (European seabass) is the source of this 4605-nucleotide messenger RNA. RefSeq names its product ELL associated factor 1 (gene eaf1). Gene Ontology annotation, molecular function: transcription elongation factor activity. The transcript is spliced from 6 exons. NCBI's taxonomy places the organism in Eukaryota, Metazoa, Chordata, Actinopteri, Moronidae. Bases 217 to 996 code for a protein of 259 amino acids. Gene Ontology annotation, cellular component: super elongation complex. The record is from RefSeq and is a predicted model, not a curated record. Gene Ontology annotation, biological process: regulation of transcription elongation by RNA polymerase II; positive regulation of DNA-templated transcription.
AAAAGCAGAGUUGCUAUGGUGAUUUGUUUUUUUCGGCCACAUUUGCUAGCCGCACCGAAAGCGGAAGAGGAGUGACGAAAAGGGAUUGUUUUGCUAAAGGCUAACUGUUGUCUCACAGUGGAUUUGUUAUUCCCUCUCUAAUCGGCGCUGUGAGCUCCCAGAGGAAUAUCUCCGGACACAAAUGUGAGUCGAUCGAGGGAAACAAACGGGGGAAACAUGAACGGGAGCACGAACCCGCUGCUGGACAAAGAGGAGCAUGUGUUGAAGCUCGGAGAAAGCUUCGAGAAGAGGCCGAAAUCUUCCUUUCACACCAUCAGAUAUGACUUUAAACCGGCAUCUAUCGACACAAGCUGUGAGGGAGAGCUACAAGUUGGGAAAGGAGAUGAAGUUACCAUAACGUUACCUCACAUCCCGGGCUCCACGCCUCCCAUGACGGUAUUCAAAGGAAACAAGCGGCCGUACCAGAAGGACUGUGUGCUCAUCAUCAACCACGACACCGGGGAAUUCGUACUGGAGAAGCUGAGCAGCAGCAUCCAGGUCAAGAAGACUAGGGCGGAGGGCAGCAGUAAGAUCCAGGCUCGGAUUGAGCAGCAGUCGGUCCGGUCCAGCCAGCCCAGUUCUCAGUUCCGGGCCCCCACCAAGCCCGGGACCGGAGUCAAGGCCUCCCCAUCUCCUUCUAAGGAUAAUCCCUCCCCAGAGCCUCAGCUCGAUGACAUCAAAAGAGAGCUGCGAGCGGAGGUGGAGGUGAUAGAGCAGAUGAGCAGCAGCGGCAGCAGCAGCUCCUCCGACUCAGCCAGCGCCUCGGGGAGCGGCGACGACAGCAGCAGCAGCGACGCCGAGCACGACUUCCCCCGACCGCUCACCCAGACCUCCCCCAACCGCCACCCCAUGGCCAACGGAGGAGCCGACCGGCAGCAGGGCAACAACCAGCUCAUGAACACACUACGAAACGACCUACAGCUCAGCGAGUCGGGCAGCGACAGCGACGACGACUGAACUCUGGUCAGUCUCUCUCUCUCUCCACACUCCUCCUCCUCCUUUCUGCCUGGUUCACUUAUUCCUUUGCUGUGAUAGCUGACCCCAGCUGUAUAUCUCGGUUUGACUGUAUUUUUCAUUUUAUUUUAGUAUAUCCUUAAAGCUGGCCAGCCUGGAACUUUAAGAGUGUAUUUUUAUUAGAUGUAUAUUUUGUUUUGUAUAGCAAAACUUUAGAAAAAGAAACUUUUACUUGAGAGGUUUGGAAGAGUAUAUAUUAGAGUGCACAUACAUAUUUUCUGUACUUAGAGCAGCUAGUUUUCUCUACCUGUAUCAUCUGUUUUUGUGGUGUUUAUCGUAAGGCGAGGAAGAGAUUGUGUUGAAGUAUCACCCCUCAUCCUCUCACCUGGCCUCGUCGUUUAUCAGAGAAGGUUGUGGGAACCCUCUCUGUCUUUUUAUUGGUUCGCUAAGAAUACAAAAAUUGCAGAAUUGCACAGAUAGCCUGUGCAGCCUGUGCAUGAGCAACAAAUCAAAGGAAAAAACAUCAAUUUUAUCAUCAGCUUAUGUAGUGGGUUGAGAUCAGUGUAGAGCUGCCUUACUGAUCUCAACUUUAGUUUCUUAGUCACAGUUUUAAACCGUUUGCUGCGUUUUAAAAAUCUCUCUCACCUUCAUUCGUUAGAAAUGAAUAACUCCUUAACGCUUAUGUCCUUCAUUAAAGGAUAAGGAUAUACUUUAUGUUUGUUAUCGUCAAUAAAUCCCAUGAAAAGACCAACCCUGGCUGUCUGUGGCUCUGAAGACAUGAAUCUAUAAAAACAGCUCACACAUAAAUAGAUUUAUUUUCUAAAAAAGCACAGUAGUGUCCUUAAAUAGCUGGACGCAGGAGUUUUUAGCAAACGUUACUAAAACAGUAAAUAAGUAAUUUCUUGGGACUAUUUUCAGCGGCGGAUUAAUCCACAUUUGGUGCUCCAGUGAGUAUUUGUGGCAGUAGAACAAUGUAUGUGAGAUUGAGUUAAAAUAACCCACAGUGUGUAUGUUCAUGGUAAUAAAGGAACAUGAAUAAUGUAACAUUGAUCUGUUUUUAAUAGUUUUUUGACAACAUUGGCGCUUUUGAUACACACACAAUAGGUUUUGGUCUUUUCAUGGGAUUUGCUGCCAGUAAGAGAAAUAUAUAGAAUUUUGCCAGUUCAUAAAACAGUUAUCUAAUUAAAGUGGAAUUUACCUAAAUUAAAUUUCAGGUUGCUGUUCGGUAAUUAUUUCACUUCAAGGUUUUGGCAGAAGUUCAAGAUUAGUGACAUAACCUUAUAGGAAAUCUGAUUUAGAUUCAGACUAAUUUGAUUUUGAUUUCUGGCAUCUAGUGCCACAUAGCACAAUGUCUACGAGUUGGAGCCAAGUUACAGAUGUUUAAAGCUGCAUUUAAAACUCAAACUCACAGACACACAGACCUGAUAUAUAUCAGCUGAUUGUGUUGUUAUGCUCAUGUGUUAGCAAACAGUUGAAUGUAAGUCUAGUACUCACUUUCCUUUAAGCUCUGUCCACCAGCAACUGAGACUCAACUGUGGCUGCAGUUGUUGAUGAGAGCCGAGAGAACUCAAACGUACAGUUUAUCUGUAGCUGGAGAAUCAAACACUAUGAGCUUCAAGAGGCUCACAAUCCCAGCCGAGCUGCAGAGGUGGCUGUUAAUUAGCAGUGUUACCAAAUAAAACAUAGGCAGCCAUUUGAUUGUACACUACAUGCCCUGCACCAAACAGAGGAGGAGUUAGUAAGUUGGUAGUUUACUACAACAAAUGCAUUUUCUCAGCUGUGUGUUGGUAUCUCCAUCAUUACUUCCUUCCUUCUCGUCCUUUUCCAAAGUCACAGUAAAUCCCACGGAUUCACAGUAUAACCAGUAACAGUAUCAUAGUUGAAUUUCAGAGAAUUACUGAUGAUAUCAAACACUCCACAGUCUGUUAAGAUCAUCAAAGUUAAAAUCGGAGUCUAGAUUUGAGACAUUACAAAAACACCUGAAACUCAACUUAUAGAUGAUUAAAUCUGGAAAAGGGAAAAAGAUUCCUCAAAGAGCUUUAUUUUCCUAUUUUUUCUUUUCCAAAUGACCACUAUUUGUUUCACUUUUGUUGUGUCAGCCAUGUCGUUUUUCAAACAGAGAAUAUCUUAUUUUUCCAUCAUUUUCAUAUAACACUUAUAUUAUUGGACCAUUCCAUGCCUUACAGCAUUUCAGUUUGGAUAUGAAGGUUGAAUGUGUCGUUUUCUGAGAAUGCCAAAGAGUUGAACUGCCCCUCAUCAUGUGCAGAGAGCAGGAACGUUCAGAGUAACAGUGUCCCGUCAGUGUGUAAAUGUAUUCAGUAUUCAGUAUCGGAGACUGUGUUGUGUACGAGUAGUGAAGUCAGUGAUUAUCUGCAGGAGUCAAUAUCAUUCGGUGUUGGUUGUACAGUAUUGUGUAUACAUGGUAUCAUUAUUAAUGCAUCAAAGGCAAAUCACAGAAUCAUGAUGAUUUGAUCAAAUGGACAAAUUUAAAUGUAUUAAUUAGAUCUGAACUAAUCUGAUGUUAGAGUCCUGAUCAACUAACAAAUCUGUAGUUGAGGAAGAAGAAGCAGGAGUUAUUUGUCAUUACCCCACAAUUGUUUUCUCUUAUUUUACCUGCUGUAAUUAGACACUUAGUACCAUAGAGUGUACAAUAUGUAAGGCUGCAACUAACUAUUUUUAUUAUCAACUAAUCUGCUGAUUAUUGAUUUAGUGGAUUUAUUAACAGUUUGGUCUAAAAAUACCAGAAUGUACUUAGAGCUGGGUAUCAUUUCAAUACUAUGACUUUGAUACCGGUUCCUGAACAAUACUUUUUUUCGAUACCAAUAUUAUGAAAUACAUUUUAACAUUGUAUCAGACUAUUUAAAACAUAAAUAAUCAAAAGGAACUUUAAUAACAAACAGUGAACAGAAAUGUGGUACCGAAUGACGAGAGAUUUUUCAAUACUUGAUAGCAUCGAAGCAAUUCAGUCGGUGCCAUAGACGUUUGGUGCUGACAUUUUUUUUCUUUUUAACGAUUUACUAAUGAAUAUUACACAUUUUAAAAACCCAAAUAGUUUUGUGGCAUUUUGAAAUGAAACCCUUCAAUUACAGGUAAAAUGAUCUGCUAUGUAACGGUUGUUGGUAUUUCAUAUUGUAGUUGUGUUUCUCAAAAGCUUCUUGAGAUGAGGUUCAGUUUUGCUUGUUGAGCUCACAGAACUGAGGAUUGUGAGUUAUGAGAUGCCUGUAAACAGUUACUGACCUACCACACAGUACUCAAAACCAUAACAGUUUUAAAGCUCCUGCCUCUUAAAACAAAGUACCAGUUUAUUGUGGAAAUUAACCGUCUGCAAGUUCAGACUGUGGACCAUUAGUUUGUAAACCCUACAUCACCCGUCAGUUGUUGUCCUACUCAGUUUUAAACUUCUCCCGUACUUGAAGUCGAAGUGGAUGGUGAGUUGUUGAAUGAAGCAGCCACUGAGGCAGGUGGCCACUGAAGUCACACUCACUGGUGUUCCCUCUGAAAUCUGUUUUGUUGUAUUUGGUGCUUUAGUUCUCAUGUUUUUGUUUUAGUGCUACGUUUACGUGAAACAUGUUUGUACAGAUCUGUAUUAAAAGUGUGCAAAUGUAUUAAAAA